AUGAGCAAAGACCGCAACACAAUGGACCAAGACCUCGAAAUGGCCGAGAUCGAGGCGGACGCCAAGCGCCAAUCCUCAAACUGGCGCAAGGAGGAGCCUCGAACAUCAGCCGAGGCCGCUAGGGCUUCGACGUCUACAUCCAGUAUGUUGUCGACUGGCUCCAGUAGCUCUAUCGAAUACAACCCGAACUUUCACAGGCAGCAGUCACGGAAUACAGAAGUUGACUUAGAGCGUCGCCAAUCGACACUCUCUCAGGCCCUGAGCCGCAUAGAGACCCAACGGCUUCAACAUUCCAUGACCGUGGGUGAGAGCGUCAAGUCGCGACCAUCAAAGCUUCCUUUACCAGCAUUCGGUGCUGGCAAGCCUUACCCCCCACAGCUGCCGAACCGAGAGGAUUAUGUCGUAGAGGUGUGGAUCAGCACAAUUCUGGCAUUUACUAGUAUCUGCUCAACAUUUGAUUCUGCAAUCUUCAGCCCCUCCUCUAGAGCCGUUGCUAAGGUCUUUGGAGUUGGCCUCGAGGUUUCAACUCUGUCUAGCUCACUGUACAUCUGCGGCUAUGCUACCGGACUAUUGAUCUGGGCUCCUCUAUCUGAACUGAAAGGUCGUCGCCCUACAAUCAUCUUGGCUAUACUCGGGUUCGGUAUCUUCAAUACGGGCGUGGCAGUCGCUAAAGACUUGCAAACCCUGAUGAUCUGCCGUUUCUUCUGUGGUGUCUUUAGCAGUUCACCCCUGGCUGUUGUAGCAGCUGUCUUUUCAGACAUCUACAAUAACCGCACACGUAGUAUUGCUAUUGCGUGCUUCUCUAGCACAGUCUUUCUAGGCCCUCUCCUCGCGCCAUUCAUCGGAGGCUUCAUCAACAUGUCUUACUUAGCAUUCAUGGGAUAUACAGCUUUCGUGAUGAACCUAUUUUUCCUCAAGGAAUCUUAUCCUCCCGUUUUUCUUGUGGACAAGGCCGUGGAAUUGCGCCCGCGCACCAAACACUGGGGCAUCCACGCGAAGCAGGAAGAAAUCGAGGUUGACCUGCGGGAUCUGCUGAUCAACAACUUUUCUCGUCCACUGCGGCUCUUAGUCAAUGAGCCACUUAUUUUGGCAGUGACGAUCUACCUCACCUUCAUCUACAGCCUUCUCUACUGCUUCCUGGCUACCUAUACUCUUGUUUUCCAACAGGUCCACGGUAUGAAUGCUAGGGUCAGUGGCCUCCCCCUCUUUGGAAUAGUAGUCGGCCUUUUGAUUGCCGGCUCCUACAUUAUCAUUUCUAGUAGAGCAUACAAUCGCAAACUGGAUAAAAAUGGAGGUAUUCCAGUCCCCGAGUGGCGCCUUCCGCCUGUAAUUGUCGGUGGCGCCCUAUUCGCUGCUGGAAUUUUCUGGUUUGGGUGGACUGGAUUUACGAACGACAUCCCUUGGAUCGUGCCCACGCUCAGUGGGCUGUUUACUGGAUUUGGUCUUUUGAUCAUUUUCAUCCAGCUGUUCAAUUAUCUGAUUGAUACCUACCUUAUGUUUGCCGCCUCGGCCAUCGCCGCGAAUACCUUCUGCCGUUCCAUGGUGGCAGCCAGUUUCCCCCUUUUCUCGCGCCAAAUGUUUCAAAACAUGGGUAUUCAGUGGGCUACUACUCUCCUCGGCUGUGUCGCUGCCUGUCUAGUCCCCAUCCCGGUGGGAUUCUUUUUCGUCGGUAAGAAGCUAAGAAUGAAGAGCAAGUACGCACCGUUUUUCGAACCCGCAUCAGAGUCGCAUGCUGUGGAUUUGGCGGAAGAGGAAGUCGGAGAGAAUGAGGCGGACGGACGUGGUUGA
This is a messenger RNA of Penicillium daleae, 1788 nucleotides long. Its product is annotated as MFS transporter. The coding region runs from base 1 to 1788 and encodes 595 amino acids. Gene Ontology annotation, biological process: transmembrane transport. Gene Ontology annotation, molecular function: transmembrane transporter activity. The transcript has 4 exons. The record is from RefSeq and is a predicted model, not a curated record. Lineage: Eukaryota; Fungi; Ascomycota; Eurotiomycetes; Eurotiales; Aspergillaceae.